Molecule: messenger RNA, 1852 nt
Organism: Oncorhynchus mykiss (rainbow trout)
Lineage: Eukaryota; Metazoa; Chordata; Actinopteri; Salmoniformes; Salmonidae
Product: zinc finger protein Aiolos
Biological process (GO): regulation of transcription by RNA polymerase II
Cellular component (GO): nucleoplasm
Molecular function (GO): DNA-binding transcription repressor activity, RNA polymerase II-specific; RNA polymerase II cis-regulatory region sequence-specific DNA binding
Source: RefSeq, a predicted model, not a curated record
AGUUUAGCGUAUGACGUCAACAUUGGCAUAUCCAUACCGCGAGCCGAUCCAGUGGCGGAGAAGGGAAUCUGAACGGCGGGAGAGACAAGUGAAUUUAAAACUGGACGUGAGCGCUUCAGUAUCAGGAGGAAGAUACACACGUUACAGAGAAUCAUUGAAGAUGAACACAGAGGUAAAACAAGAGCUGAAGUCAUCACAAUAUGAAACGAUGGACGUUAGCACCGCUGUGACAGAUGAGAGGUCACAGACAGAGGAGGCGGAGGGAGGAGAAGAGGCAGUGGAGAGGCAGGGAGAGGAAGAGGAGGCCCCAGAGAAGACCUCAGAGAGUGGAAUGGAGUGCUCAGAACCCACAGGAAACGAGGGAAUGACAGAUGGGGUUCCCGUGAAAACUGAGAGGGAAGAGUAUGACAAUAAUGAUGAUCAGUACCCCAAGAGUGAAGAAGAAGGUGAACGAGACAAUUACCUUUAUGAAGAAGAGGAAGAAGAUGAGAAGGAAAGGGAUGAGGAAGACGAAGGAGAAGAAGAGGGGGAAGGGGAGGAAGAGGGAGAAACCCUUAACGAACCACAGGACCUGUCUCUGGCAGAUUAUGUAAAGUAUGAGAGCACAGGCCCGCAGGACGCCCACACCAACUCCUCGUUGUACGCAGCAGUACCCCGCAGCCAGGCAGCAGGCAAGCUCAACUGUGACAUCUGUGGCCUGUCCUGCGUCAGCAUCAAUGUGCUGCUCGUGCACAAGCGAAGCCACACCGGUGAACGUCCAUUCCACUGCAGCCAGUGUGGUGCCUCCUUCACCCAGAAGGGAAACCUGCUUCGCCACAUCAAACUGCACUCCGGGGAGAAGCCCUUCAAGUGCCCUAUGUGCAGCUACGCCUGCCGCAGACGAGACGCCCUCAGCGGACACCUGCGCACUCACUCAAUAGAGAAGCCCUACAAGUGCAACCACUGCGGUCGCAGUUACAAGCAGCGCAGCUCCCUUGAAGAGCACCGAGAGAGGUGCCAUGUGUACAUCCAGAACAAAGGCAAUGCUGAGAGAGCCGGUGAGGACACCCACGUGUCCAGGACUACUCACAUGGGCAUGGAGCGCGCUCUGCUACUGGACAGGUUGGCGAGCAACGUAGCCAAACGCAAGAGCUCUAUGCCACAGAAGUUCACUGGGGACAACGGCAUGUGUCUGGACCUGAGCUUCAAAAGGGAGCUGAUCCACCACUCUGACGUCAUGCACCCUCCCCUCACCUCCCCAGGAUCCGAGAACCAACACAUCCACCAGCCCCUCUACACAGGCCAUGACCCUGACUCUGCCUCCCCCCACAGGGCCUACCCCAUCCCCCUGAGCCGCGCUGACAUGAGCCCCCUGGCCCUCACCAAUGGUCACAAGCUGGAGCAGCAGCAGAGCACCGGUCUCGCCUACCUGCCCCGGCCCAGCCAGGGCCACCCUAGCAUGGACUCACUCCACACCGAUCGGGCCCAGCUCUCCCAGCCUCUCAUCUACAACCUGGGGCACUUGCUGGGGCCCAGUCCCCACAACAGCCUCUCACACCCCCAUACCCAGGCCCACGCGCUCUCCAUGCCACCCCUAGAGUCUCUGAGGGUGGUAAGGAGCGAGGGGGAGGUAGGGGUUGGGGUAGGUACAGGAGCGGGGGCGGUGUACCCCUGCGGUCACUGCAGGGUGUGGUUUCUGGAUUACGUCAUGUUCACCAUCCACAUGGGCUGCCAUGGCUUCCGUGACCCACUGGAGUGCAAUGUAUGUGGCCAUCGCAGCCGGGACCGCUACGAGUUCUCCUCACACAUUGCACGCGGCGAGCACCGCCUGGAGUUGAAGUAGUGUAGACACACAUGUGCACGUGAACACACA